CCCCGACGCAUUUCGCUUUGCACUGAGAAUGAUUCAAAGGCACGGAAGCGAUUCCAAAGCGAGGGAACGAAACGAGCUCACUGAUUCGAAAUGUCGCCAACGCGCGCAAAGACGUGUUGGGAGUUGAGCGGCGCGCAGCUGCGGCCCAAACGUUUCCUUCCUCUUUCCCGAGACGACGCAACCCAGAUUGAUGCCUGAUAGUCACAAGCAGACUUUACUGGUCCACGCAGCAGCAAAUACGCCGACGCUCGCCGUUUAUCGCGGUACUUUCAGCCUCGACUCGACUGCGCGUGACUCCUUUCUCUGUCAUUUUCUCUGGCAGCUUCCAUCCUGAGCGCCUUUCGUCGCGGCGACUUGGACCCCUCGGGGUCAAAGCACGGCGGGCGUUUCCGGUGGUGACGCUAAUCUAGCGUGCUCAAUGUUCGCUGUGGAGAUGUCAGCGGCGUCGCGUCCUCAAGUCAGCUAAAGGUCGACCGCAACCGUCAGCCCGAGAAGAGCCUCGGCCCGAAGAGAGAGCGCCAAACCUUCCCGUGAUGCCGCCGCCGUCGUUCUUUUAGCUCCACCUGCGCCCCGCGUUCGGCAUACUCGACCAUGCUGCGGCAAUCAGAGCUCGUUUUUGACUUCGCCAGCGAUCACGUCGACAACCUGUCGGGGUUGGGCCUUGCCUCGGAUUUCUCUGCUGUGCUGUUGGAGCAGAUGUCAAAUCCGCAGCUGCUGUCAUAUUCGAGGUGUUCGGCUGAAGACCCGCACGUGGCACAGGAGCACCUGCACACGCUUCAAGUGGAGGAGCCGACUGAAAGCGGAGACGAGGAAACCAUGGAAACGCUGGUUGCGGCAGAGUCACUUCUGGACUUGGACUGUUCUGAUGCGCUGUCUCUGGAACACUACGCCCAGAGCUUCCUGCCGCCACUGGGCGAGGUCAUGGCCGCUCCUGUCGCUCAGUUGAGCGUGUGUGCCGAGGGCAUUUUGGGAACUGUGGAGGAACCGCGAUGGCACACGUUGCGCGCGGACCAACCCGCCACGCAGCCGCAGCCGCAGCCCAAACAGAGAAGUAAAAAACGACAUCGGAGGGCCGAGUCUCCCACUCCUGACAUCCAAGUCAAACGGGACAAAUACAAUAAAGGUGGAACCACGCUGUACCUGUGGCAGUUUCUGAUGGAGUUGCUGCAGGACAGACAGGUUUGCCCCCGCUACAUUAAAUGGACCAAUCCCAACGCGGGGAUCUUCAAGCUGGUCAACUCCAAGGCGGUGGCGAGACUCUGGGGCAAACACAAAAACAAGCCGGAUAUGAAUUACGAGACCAUGGGCAGGGCACUCAGGUACUAUUACCAAAGAGGCAUCCUGAAUAAGGUUGAAGGCCAGCGCCUUGUCUACCAAUUCACGUCCCUCCCCAAAGAUAUGAUUUACAUCACAGACGGCGACAAAGAGGAAGAAGACGAAGACAACGGCGGCAGUGCCAAUGACGCAGCGAGUGAGGAUUCUGAUGACGGCGCCGUCUGCUCAAGUGACCAAUCGGCGAAGGAGGAAGAUUCGGUCCCACCAAAGAAGUCGUUUUGCCCGGUCCAGCGGAUCGGGCCCACCCGCGACACCGUCCUCCGAGCCGCCGGCUCCAGCCUCAUCCAAGAGCAGCAUUUGCCCAUCGUGUCCGCCGAGAUGCUGCGCACGCUUCAGAACCUGCAGAAGGUCCGGUCCCUCCAGCCGGCCGGUCGGGCCUCCGUCUUCAAAACGGCCCAGCUGCUGGGGAGUCUGUGCGAGCAACAGGAUUCCGCCGACAGGUUGGGCGUGCUGGAUCCGCAGCUAGUAACCAAAACUUCUCAGGUGGAGAUCUCCAAGCUGGUGCCUUUUGUUGGUUCUGACCAGUAGAUUAGCGCGCACACUCCGCUGUCGGCAAACAAGCGUUCCUAAGUAAGGCCCCAAAAGAAAGCCUGUAGCUCCCGGUGUCCCGAAUGGGCCUCUGGGUCCCCCGCACCCCCAAAAAUGCACAAGAAACCAAAGACAUGCACUGGAACCUGCGGCGUUUGCUUGCACUCGCGGGCGGCACCUCGCGGCCCUCCGCGAUUCUCGCUCCGUGGUCUAACCUCUCUCUCGUGCUGAAUCAUUCCUCCUCUGCCUCGACAAGGACUUUGCACUAAAUGUUUCUUCCUGCUGUACGUUUCUUGUUGAAGUGCCUGACGAGCUCGGCGUCUCCUGCCCCCACCCCCCCAGUCUCGCUGAGGGCAGUCAGGGAAACAUUCCACUUUUUUGAAAGUUACGAGUACGCGCGCCUUUUUGAGUUGCUCAAAAUAAGGGAUCACUGUUCCAGUCGUAAUUUAGCACUGCCGCUGUUAAGUAUCUCCCGCAGCCUCCUUUUAGUUUUGGACAAUCACAAGUGAUCUCUGUGUUUUGUAUUUAGCUCCCGUGUCGUCACACUGCAACUACGAAGCUUCCCUGCUAUGCACUUGUUGUGUCUCACGUCUGAAGCUUUGAUAUCUUCUUGUGUAUGUCGGUGAACAUGCUUGACUUGUGCCUUGGUUGCCAUUUCUUCUCUCUCAGGUUUCGUUUUGCCUUGAUGCAAAAAAUAAAAUAAAAUGGCUGACCUUUCA
Molecule: messenger RNA, 2582 nt
Organism: Syngnathoides biaculeatus (alligator pipefish)
Lineage: Eukaryota; Metazoa; Chordata; Actinopteri; Syngnathiformes; Syngnathidae
Product: ETS-related transcription factor Elf-1-like
Exons: 7
Coding region: 592-1863 (423 amino acids)
Biological process (GO): cell differentiation; regulation of transcription by RNA polymerase II
Cellular component (GO): nucleus
Molecular function (GO): DNA-binding transcription factor activity, RNA polymerase II-specific; sequence-specific DNA binding
Source: RefSeq, a predicted model, not a curated record